AAUCCUCGUGGGAUAAGCCUCUGCCUGUGGUAGUUGGAUAAAUAUAUCCCAUGUAGUUGCAAAUCAAUCUCUCUCUUUUUCAGAUUUAGUAAUUCAUGAUACAAGUCCAACAUUGAUUUACUUACAGAUAAGUCGGCUGGUGAUUCAGAGAAAAGGAUACGGUCCACAUCUUGCAAGGAAAAAGUAAAAUCACGGCUGGUGUCCACCUCAAAUGAACAUUGUGUCGCUGGGUCUUCCAUGGCUGGUGGCAGAUUAGGGAAUGACAUUGUAUGUCAUGUUGCAUGUGUGUGCGAAGCAAGCCUUGAAACACAUCUUGAAGGAGAAGACCAUAAAAUGAUGGAAGUAUGCGAUGCUGACAAAAGUUCUUUGGAUAAGUAUACGAGCCUUGAAGAUUAUGUUUUAAGUCUAAAAAGGAAAGAACCAUUAAUUGGUUUGCAGUAUAUUGUACAAAUAAAUUCAGAUGUAAGUUCCCAGACAGCUUUUCAGUGUAAUCUUUGUCUUAAAAAAGGACCAUUAUAUUGCAUAAUACAACAUCUCAAAAGCUUCAAACACAGAUUGAACUAUAUUCGAAAAAAGUAUAUGCACAUCCUGCCUUUGUAUGGAAAAAAUACUCCAUUUUAUGAACAAGAAUUAAUCUUGAGAGAACGGGCAAAGGAAAUUGAGCAAAGCGAAGGGUCAGAUAAAAUGAAGAUUAGCUUCACGACCAUAACCACUGGAGUUUACAAAGAUGAUUUUUGGAAAUUCAAUCUGAUAAGACAUCAAAAGAUAAGUGCUUUGAACGAAAACAUUUUGAAUUUAGCUGACCAACAAGAGGCCAUCUUAAAAUAUGUGGAUUCAUUCACAAUUACAUCCCAAGAAGAAGCAAAUAUGGUGCAGGAUCUAACUGACAAUCUGGAAGCUGCAGUGCAAGUGUUUAAUCAGUAUACUAAACAGAGCAGGACAGAAACAUCCGAUUCAUACAAAAAGGGCAAAAAGCGUGAAUCCAAGGAUAGAGAAUACUCGGAAAAGAAAGGUCAUAAAAGCAGAAAAAUGAAAUCUUUGUGGAAUGAAAAUCAAACAUACUCUGCUGCUAUUGCUUCCUGCUCAGAUGAGGUAAUCCAUCCAGACACAGAUGAAAAUUCAGCCUCAGGAGAGGAAUUCAAAGAAAGAUCAAAAGCAAGGAGAUUGUCUUUGGAUAUUUUGUCUUCCUUCACUUUGUUUUCCGAAGCAGCAUCUGAAUUUAAAAGUCAAAACAGAAAAGCAAUACAGGAUAAACAACAGGUAUCCCCAUGCACAUCUGUCUCUGUCAGCGAAGAGAUAGAAGAAUCUUCAUUUGAUACAGAAGUACCAGAAGCAGAUGAUGAGAAUAAAAAUAUUAAGACUUCAGAACAGAUUCAAUCAAGACCUGCCUGGGUCUGCAGGACCAAAAGUACUGGCUACAGAAAUACUAAAUUGGAAUCACUGUUCGCAAAAGAUGCAUCUUCCGAGACAACAUCAACUCCAUUCAAAUGGGGUUCAACUUUUACAUCUUCAUCUGCUAGCGCAAAUAUAAAUUCUGCAGAUGAAAAGUCAAAAAGGAGAAACUCUACAGAUCUUCUAUCAUCCUUUACCUUGUUUAAUCGGGGCAGCACUGACCAAACACUUACCAGUGAUCCGCUAUCUACAUAUUUUUCCUUUACAGGGAAGAUUCUGAAAACAUUUCCAAGUCAAUUUUCAGAUGAUAACUCUAACAACUCACAUAAAGGCAAAGAUAAUUGUGAAGAAAAAGACCUGGAUGCACAUGAAAUAGAUUUUUGUGCAGUUGAUUCCUCUUGUUCCAUCAGUUGCGAUAUGGAUGCAGAUGUAACUCCAGUUAAAGAUAAAAUGUGUAUUUUGGCAACCCAUAAUAAUGUAAGCCAUCCUCUGGGUUAUAUAGAGAAGACAAAAGAGACUAACCAAAUCAAAGCUGUGCAGUGUGCAGAUUUCCAGUUAGAUACAGAUGAGCAGACAAAGAAAGAUGAGGAAUUGUGUAAAAAAUCUUGUACACGAUAUCCAGAUAUUCAGGAUUCCACUACCAGCACACCACAGGCAAACAGUGCUCACACAGAAAGCACACCACUUACUCCAGAGCUGCUUCAGCUUCUUAAAGGCAAAGAUGUGAAUCUCAUUAUUGAAACACUGAAAACCAUUUCUCCUUUUUAUCCUGCUCUACAAAAGGUCAAUCUUGAAGAGUUGGCAAAAGUUAUAAGUGAAACUGGAGCAUUAGAGUGAUGCAUUCUGCAAGAAAAAUGAAUUCGACACAAUGCAGUUCUUAAACAGUACCAUUUAUAACAGAGCCACAGUACUACUCUGGGUGUCAGAAGUCUGACCAUGUCUUCAACAAUAGAAUUUUCUUUCUUCCUGCAAGAUGUUUGGUGCCACAGAAUAUGGCAGUAAACCUUUCGAAACCUACCUUUACAAAAUGGCAACAAGUUUCAGCAUUGGCUUGUUUGUCAGAUAAUGGUGGCUUUAUAGUGCCCAAGAUAACCUGCAAUUUGUACAUAUUGAGCCACAACAUAAGCCCUGUUUUAAAGCUUCUUGUCUAUCCAUGCAACUGUAGAAACAUGAGGGCAAAUAACACAUUAUCAGAAAACCAUGUUGCUGCCUUGGAGACAAAACUCUGCAUUGCACUUAGCUACUGAGUUAUGUGUGUAAGUGCUGACUAGGUUGAGUCCUAAUGUACUGUGCUCAAUGUUUGGAAUAUACUUGGCCUGGUGUUGAACUAGACCAAUAAUGCAGUUGUGGAAAUAAAGCAAUUCAUUUUUUUUUAUAUUCAAAUAAAAACACAAGCUUGUAAAAAUACUGAAUCUCUACAAUGCAGCACACAGAACAUCUAAAUUGUGAUGUUUCAUGUCUGAAAUCAAACCCAUCUGAGAUGGUGAUAAUGCUUCAUGAGAUUCUCUCAGUCAAGGCUGUUUAACAUUGUACACUGGCAAUCUAAAAUUGUUUUUGUCGAGUGUGAGAUAACACUUUGAAGAUCUAAUAAAUAUCUCACAAACA
Xenopus laevis (African clawed frog) is the source of this 2997-nucleotide messenger RNA. RefSeq lists its product as uncharacterized. NCBI's taxonomy places the organism in Eukaryota, Metazoa, Chordata, Amphibia, Anura, Pipidae. The record is from RefSeq and is a predicted model, not a curated record. The transcript is spliced from 16 exons. The coding region runs from base 238 to 2229 and encodes 663 amino acids.